CCGUCCCUGCGCUGCCUGCCGCGUACCUACCGGGCACGAGCACGCAGCGUGUGCGGGAGCCUGGUGACGCGGGGCGUGCGGGCGCAGGCGCGGAGCUGUGCGUGCGCGGAGCGGGGAGUCGGGUUCAAAGGAGGAAACAUGGCGGAAAACAAAGGAGGCGGCGGGGAGGGGGCCGCGGAGCCCGGCCCGGACGGCGGCGGCCAGGAGCCCGCGGCCAUCCCCUCCGGCUCCGCCCCGCCCGCGCCCGCCGUCGCCCCGCCCGAGGAGCGCGAGAGCCCCGGCGCGGCGGCCGAGAAGGGCCCGGCGGAGGCGGAGGCCGCGGCGGGCCCGGGCCCCGGCCCCAGCCCGGUGCCCCCCCUGCCGGCGGCCGCGCCGGGCCCGCUGUCGCUGCUGGACACCUGCGCCGUGUGCGCGCAGAGCCUGCAGAGCCGGCGGGAGGCCGAGCCCAAGCUGCUGCCCUGCCUGCACUCCUUCUGCCGCCGCUGCCUGCCCGAGCCCGAGCGCCAGCUCAGCGUGCCCGUGCCGGGCGGCGCCAACGGCGACGUCCAGCAAGUUGGUGUGAUCAGGUGUCCAAUAUGCCGCCAGGAGUGCAGACAAAUAGACCUGGUGGAUAACUACUUUGUGAAGGACACUUCGGAAGCACCAAGUAGCUCUGAUGAGAAAUCAGAACAGGUGUGCACUAGUUGUGAAGAUAAUGCUAGUGCUGUGGGCUUUUGUGUGGAAUGUGGGGAAUGGCUGUGCAAGACAUGCAUAGAAGCACAUCAACGAGUAAAAUUUACUAAAGAUCAUAUGAUCAGAAAGAAAGAGGAUGUCUCCUCAGAGGCCGUGGGAGCAUCUGGUCAACGUCCUGUUUUCUGUCCUGUCCACAAACAAGAACAGUUAAAACUUUUCUGUGAAACAUGUGACAGACUGACAUGCAGAGACUGUCAGUUAUUGGAACACAAAGAACACAGGUACCAGUUUUUGGAAGAAGCUUUUCAGAAUCAGAAGGGUGCAAUUGAGAAUCUGUUGGCCAAACUUCUUGAAAAGAAGAAUUAUGUUAAUUUUGCAGCUAAUCAAGUGCAGAAUAGGAUAAAAGAAGUAAAUGAAACUAACAAACGAGUAGAACAGGAAAUCAAAGUGGCUAUUUUCACCCUCAUCAAUGAAAUCAAUAAAAAGGGAAAAUCUCUCUUACAGCAGCUUGAGAAUGUGACAAAGGAAAGACAGAUGAAGCUAAUACAACAGCAGAAUGACAUCACAGGGCUUUCGCGGCAAGUGAAGCAUGUGAUGAACUUUACCAACUGGGCCAUUGCAAGUGGUAGUAGCACUGCAUUGCUAUACAGCAAGCGGCUGAUUACGUUCCAGUUGCGUCAUAUUUUAAAGGCACGAUGUGAUCCUGUCCCAGCUGCUAACGGAGCAGUACGCUUCCAUUGUGACCCCACGUUCUGGGCAAAGAAUGUCGUCAAUUUAGGUAACCUUGUUAUUGAAAAUAAACCAACCCCUGGCUACACUCCUAAUGUAGUAGUUGGACAAGUUCCUCCAGGAACAAACCACAUCAACAAAGCCCCUGGACAAAUUAAUCUAGCACAGCUGCGGCUCCAGCAUAUGCAACAGCAGGUGUAUGCACAAAAACACCAGCAGUUGCAACAAAUGAGGAUGGGGCAACCAGCUGGGCCCCUUCCUAGGCAAGCAGGCCCUCAGAUGUUACAGCAACAGCCUCCUAGGUUGAUCAGCAUGCAGACCAUGCAGAGGGGUAACUUGAACUGUGGGGCUUUCCAAGCACACCAGAUGAGAAUGGCUCAGAAUGCUGCUCGUAUACCAGGAAUACCACGCCAUAAUGGACCACAGUACUCCAUGAUGCAGCCGCACCUUCAGAGACAACAUUCUAACCCAGGGCAUGCCGGGCCCUUUCCAGUUGUUUCAGUGCACAACAACACUAUCAAUCCAACUAGUCCUACGACAGCAACCAUGGCAAAUGCAAACCGUGGUCCAACAAGUCCAUCUGUUACAGCAAUAGAACUUAUUCCUUCAGUCACAAACCCAGAGAAUCUACCUUCCUUGCCAGAUAUUCCACCCAUACAGCUGGAAGAUGCUGGUUCAAGUAAUUUAGAUAACCUACUAAGUAGAUACAUCUCAGGCAGUCACCUACCCCCUCAGCCUACAAGCACCAUGAAUCCUUCCCCAGGACCCUCAGCCCUGUCUCCAGGAUCAUCAGGGUUAUCCAAUUCCCACACCCCAGUGAGGCCACCCAGCACCUCCAGCACAGGCAGCAGAGGCAGCUGUGGUUCAUCAGGCAGAACUGCUGAGAAGACUGGCAUUAACUUCAAGUCUGACCAUGUGAAAGUCAAGCAAGAGCCAGGGACAGAGGAAGAGAUAUGCAGUUUCUCAGGAGCAGUGAAGCAAGAGAAAACAGAGGAUGGCAGGAGGAGUGCAUGCAUGCUUAGCAGCCCUGAGAGCAGCUUGACACCACCUCUCUCCACUAACUUGCAUCUGGAAAGCGAGUUGGAAGCAUUAGGAAGUCUUGAAAAUCAUGUAAAAACUGAACCAACAGAUUUAAGUGAAAGUUGCAAACAGUCUGGACAUAGUCUUGUAAAUGGGAAAUCGCCAGUGCGAAGUCUAAUGCAUCGGUCAGCUAGAGUUGGAGGAGAAGGCAACAACAAAGAGGAUGAUCCAAAUGAAGACUGGUGUGCUGUAUGCCAAAAUGGAGGCGAUCUGUUAUGUUGUGAAAAGUGCCCAAAAGUGUUUCACCUCACUUGUCAUGUACCAACACUUCUCAGCUUUCCAAGUGGGGAGUGGAUAUGUACAUUCUGCAGAGAUCUAAGCAAACCUGAAGUAGAAUAUGAUUGUGACAAUUUGCAACAUAGUAAGAAGGGGAAAACAGCACAAGGCUUAAGUCCUGUGGACCAAAGGAAAUGUGAACGUCUCCUGCUUUACCUGUAUUGCCAUGAGCUGAGCAUUGAAUUCCAAGAGCCAGUCCCAGCCUCGAUACCAAACUACUAUAAAAUUAUAAAGAAACCAAUGGAUUUAUCUACAGUAAAAAAGAAGCUGCAAAAGAAACAUUCCCAGCACUACCAAACUCCUGACGAUUUUGUGGCAGAUGUCCGGCUGAUCUUCAAGAACUGUGAAAGGUUUAAUGAGAUGAUGAAAGUUGUUCAAGUUUAUGCAGAAACACAAGAGAUUAAUUUGAAGGCUGAUUCAGAAGUAGCACAGGCAGGGAAGGCAGUUGCAUUGUACUUUGAAGAUAAACUUACAGAGAUCUACCCAGACAGGACCUUCCAACCUUUGCCUGAAUUUGAGCAGGAAGAGGAUGAUGGUGAAAUAACUGAGGACUCCGAUGAAGAUUUUAUACAGCCACGUAGAAAACGUCUAAAAUCAGAUGAAAGACCAGUGCAUAUAAAGUAAUCUGAUAAUAUGGACCUAAACCUAUUGUAAAAACUGUUAUUUAAGUGUUCCUGGAAUAUCAUCAUGCCUUCAGUGGUCAUUUUGAAGAAGCUGAUAGCUUUUAGACAGUAUUAGAUUACAAAAAAUGUGUACAGAAACAUUCUUGUCAAAGGGGGAAAAGUUUGGUUGUAAUUUUUUGUGAGGUUGGAUUAUUUGGAAUUCCCUUUUCUUUUCCCGAGGACACUCUCGGCAUGUUCUCACAGUUAGACGUGGGUGAAUGUUGAUAAAGAUGCAGAGUUGAUAUAGGAUGCUCCUUGUACAGAUAAGUGGACUGUCAUACUGCCUAGUGAACUUUUCUGCAAGACUGGACCAAUACAGCAACUGUAUAUCACUUUCACGAUGGACUGUCGUCUAAACUGUAAGAAACUUCGCUAAAACAUCCCCUCUUGUGUGAACUUAAGUGUGAAUUGCAUCAUUGCUUUUAUCACCUUCUCAUUUAAGUGAUGUUGUGAGUAACUGAUCUUCUGUGUUAAUUCAAAUAUCUAGAUUCCGCUUUCUUUACAACGUUUUAUGUAUAGAAACAUUACAAAUGAUCAUUAAACUGUUCUAAAUUGGCAAGUGCAGGAGUGUGAGUUCUUAAUACAUGCAGGAAUAGGCCUGGUUGCAAUGAAUGCUUUUCAGUAGGGUUCAUGCAUAUUUAUUAAUGGAGUCCUAUACACAGAACACUUAAAUGCAUUUCUUGUUGGAAUUGUUAGGAUUUUAUUCUCUCUUCCAAAUCCCUUUGCAGAGGCAGAUAGCGCCAAUAUUAGUUAUAUACUUUUCUAUACUUAUUCAUUUAGACUGAGAAGAUAACUGGUGAUUUUCCAGUCUUCCUUAAUAUCAGUUUCCGAUAGACCACUAUUGGCAAACAAUAACCUGACUACCAAAUGUGUAAAAUUUUCUGUAUUCACUUUGUCUUAUUUGUAAAUAGUGGAUUGAAAUUUUUUGCAGCUCAGCAACAUUUGCUGAGCUGUUUUUAAGCUUAUAUGUAUUCUUACUAAUGUUCCUAUCAAGAACAGAUUUGUAAUAUAUGCUGUCUUUCUAACAAUGCAUUCAUAUUGAGGUUCUAUCUAAUUUUAUUAGAGAGCCACUCAGAACUUUCUUCAGAAGCAGCUUAUGAGUGAAAUACCUAGAAAGAUUAGAAUAAACCUGUUGGAAUUGGGUUACUUAUCCAGCCACAAAAUGGAGCACUUGCACAGACCAGGGUUUGAAAUUUUGAGUGAUUUCUGGUUGAAUUCUGAAAAUAGAUCAGUCCCUAUCCAAACUCUGUAUAAAGUAGGCACCUCUACUUACACCUUCCCAUUGAAAACUGCCUUGAUUGCAGCAUUUGUGGGUAGACAUACCAGCACAAUGAACUGGUUAAACUUCCUCUACUGGCCUGAUCUGCAAGGAUUGGCACUAAGAAAUGUAAUUUUUAGCCUUUUGUACAGAUGAAUCUUUUGUUAGAAUAAGAUGAAACAGUCCUGUGUGUGACCGCAGACCGGAUCAGGGUGACCAGAAUGUAAAUUUGCCAUGAAAUUUUGCUUAAAUACAGCAGAUCUGUGGCAAAUGAAUUAUUUUUGGCAUGAGCGAUUCAUAUGACAAACAUUGCAUGUAAAGAACGAUUUAACUUAACCAUAAAGUAGAGGUAAAUAUUUUUAGCAAAAAAUGUAUUGAAUCAAAAUAAAUGAUGCUCUAAAAAAUUCUUUAUGCAAAACACUUAGGAUUAAUUUUCUAUCUACAUAGAAAAAAAUAAAUUCACAUGUGACUAAAUCCUUCUAAAAUAUUGGAAGGGAUUUGAAGGCAUUUACAGCUUUGUCUUACUUCCUUAGGUUACCUUAGAUAUUACACUUGAACAAAAUUGUUGGAUCCUUUUGUUUUAUUUUGUUCAAAUGGUAACGUUUUCUCAAAGGAUUUUGCCCCAUUAAAUGGAGUCAUUAUAAACCAUUUAUAUUUGAAUACAAAAAGUAGUUACCCAACUUCUUUAAAAAUGUACAUAUGUACAUUCAUGUAGUGACAUUUUGUUAAAUCUUUGAGUGUCAGAAGAGAAGGAUGGGAAGUGUGCGUAGGAAAUUCUAACCUUUUGGGUAAGAUUAGAUCUCUUAAUGACUACACUCAUCACCUAUUCGUUGUGCAGUUUCUAGUUUAUCUCAGAAAAACUUGUCAAUUUGAAAAGGAAUAUUCGCUAUUAAAUUAACAGUGGGAAAUGAGAUUUCGUGGAUUGUCUUCAGUUUGUGUUGCUAGUUUUUAUGGCAU
Mauremys reevesii (Reeves's turtle) is the source of this 5634-nucleotide messenger RNA. RefSeq names its product tripartite motif containing 33 (gene TRIM33). Lineage: Eukaryota; Metazoa; Chordata; Testudines; Geoemydidae. Gene Ontology annotation, molecular function: zinc ion binding; protein binding. The record is from RefSeq and is a predicted model, not a curated record.